AUGGACCAGAAAAGAAGUCGAAGCAAGGAAUUAUUGACGGGUAAAAAGGAUAGAAUCAGUCAACUUCCUGAAAGUAUUUUGAGUCACAUCCUAUCCCGUUUACCAACAGAGGAUGCUGUUAGAACUAGCGGCUUGUCAAGGAAAUGGGAGUACAAAUGGACUUCCAUUUAUAACCUAACCUUUGAUGAUGGAAAGAGAUUUCGAUACUCACCCAGGAGGAGGAAAUGGAAACGGCAGAAGCAGCCUAAAAAAACAGAUUUUAUGAACUUUGUGGACAGAGUUCUUGCUCUUUCUAAGAAUUCAUCAAUCAAAGAGUGUCACCUUUUGUUUCUAGACGUGUAUGAUCCAUUUCGUAUGAAAACUUGGAUCACUGCUGCUCUAGGCGCUGAUGUCCAGAGGCUUUUUAUUUCAUAUGCUGGGGUCUUGAAAGAUGACCCUUCUAGCCCCCUAUUUCUUACCUUCCCUGUCAUUGAAGAGUUUCUGUCAUCGGAUUGCAAAUGGAGGAAUGUGAAGAUGCUUAAAAUAGAGGCGCUAAGGCUUGCUAGCCAAUCAAAACUUGUUGAUGCAUCUCUACAGUAUUGGAAACCUGACAUGAAUGAUGAUAUUAAGCAAAGAAGCAAGACAGGUUUUCAAGCCUGUAUGAUCUUGACACGAUUCUCUGCUUUCAUCAGAUUCCUAGAACUAUCUACUGAUCUGAUCCAGGUGCUUGCUGAUGCGAAUCCACGAUGUCCUCCUAAUUUCUUUUAUAAGCUUGCCCACCUCAAAGUGUAUUCAGCUAGCAUUGCAAUUCAGUGUGAUGCAGCGCUGAUAAACUUCAUGAAAAUGGCACCAGGUCUUGAAUCACUUACAUUUACGGGGGAAUUUUCGAGGCAAGCUGCUGACGACUAUGAUCAAAUUCAAUUGUUGCCUGGAUAUCUAUCUUUCCUCGAGGUAGUCAAACUGAAAUAUUCCUACUCUCCUAAGCCAACGGAGAGUACUUUGGUGAAAUUUAUUCUGCGGAAUGCUGCACAGCUUAAGGAGCUGUUGAUUUGUUCACAACAUGAAGGCCAUAAGGUGGAUGAAGUUAGAGAUCAUCUGUUCAAGUGUUCUAGAGACUUAAGAAUUGUGUCGAUACUGUCCCUUUGA
Molecule: messenger RNA, 1125 nt
Organism: Coffea eugenioides
Lineage: Eukaryota; Viridiplantae; Streptophyta; Magnoliopsida; Gentianales; Rubiaceae
Exons: 5
Coding region: 1-1125 (374 amino acids)
Molecular function (GO): protein binding
Source: RefSeq, a predicted model, not a curated record